Molecule: messenger RNA, 2385 nt
Organism: Aspergillus ochraceoroseus IBT 24754
Lineage: Eukaryota; Fungi; Ascomycota; Eurotiomycetes; Eurotiales; Aspergillaceae
Exons: 2
Coding region: 334-2052 (572 amino acids)
Source: RefSeq, a predicted model, not a curated record
CCACAACUCAAGCCAUGGAUCACAUCUCCUAGACCCUGCCAUCCUUUGGUGUGUAUGUGUUUGUGUGUGUAUUUGUUUCACCUUCCCAACCUUCCCUGAUAAUGUCUUGCUGCCGACUUUGCGAAUAUUUUCCGUAUUUACUGUGACUAACCUUUCUUAUAGUUCUGGUCUGUCGCUUUUGUGGAUUUGUCCCCUCCGCUCCCUAUUCCUCUGUUAUCUCCCCUCGCUGGUGGAGGCCCUCUGUUUCCAGAUCUCUCUCCCUGUGUGUGUUGCGCGGUCGAAUGACGCACACAACACACUCUUUGGUGUUUGGCCACCGCACACUCUCUUACCAUGCCAACCAAGUCGCCCAUUUCCGUUCUACCUUCAGAAAUGGUCUCUCAAGCCCAAGUCCUCGAUCGCUCUAUGCCCGCGCAAGGCGCUCCCUCGACAGUAUCGCGUCACUCCCAGACCAGUCGGCGACACCGUUCUAGUCGCUCUCAUCAUGGUGGACCAGUCCACCAGCCUCAGAAUGAUUUCCCCAUUUUCACACAUACUGGCGAUGUCGAGAUCGUGAUUCGCGCCGGCGGUCGGGAAAAUCGAUAUCUCCUACACCGGCUUAUCCUCACACAAUGCUCGGGGUUCUUUGAGGCUAGCACUCGGGAAGAGUGGCCACAACAACCUCUCUCCAGUCGGCCCUCUAACAAUCUGGAUUCAACUGCUUUGUCGAGGAUCAGUGGGGAUACUUCAUCACUUUCCAAUGGAUCAACUCUGGCUCAAUCCGAGGUCGGUGCCGCUCAAUCUUCGUCCGAGAAGAAACGGUGGCGAUACGAGUUGGACUGGGAAAACAAAGCAGAGGAUGAAGAGCCAAUUCUGGUGCAAAAGCCCCCCAGUGCUUCUGGUACCAUUGUGAGUGAUUUCGGACCGUACGCGCCGUCAAUGACCAAGCCAUCAAGCACGCAUACCGGAUUCGCUCGUUCCAUGGCAAACUUGGCUGGCAUGCAGUCCGUAAUGAAUCUGCCACAUAGGCCCAGUGCGGUAGCGGCGGCAGCAAACACAGGUACGGCCAAUGGCGCAGCGAUGGAUCCCACACUUCGUGACUAUGAUAACCUGUUCCGCCUAUUCUAUAAUCACCCGCCGAUCAUUAAUAACAUCAACAUCGCGACCGCCUAUGCUGAAUGCAAGGCCCUUCUGGCCCUGGCAGACAUGUAUGAUGCCUUACCUGUCACCGGGCCCCGUGUGGACCAUCACCUUUUGGGAUUCGGAUCUCGACUAUUCAAACAAAUUGCCAAAUACCCGCCAAGCUACCUAAAGCUAGGGUAUCUUGCACGAAGUCGUGUCAUCUUCUCGGAGGCCCUCAUCCACGUCGUAGGCCAAUGGCCGGCUGGACUACCACACCUCCGAAACGGACCCUAUUCCCCGCUUCCCCACGCGGUCCUGGACAUUGUUGAAGACAAGGUUGAGGACUUCGAAGAUAUUAAGGCACGCAUCGACUCGAAGCUGCUGCGCCUAACUCUAACCACUUCUCGCGGUGAACGUGUCACCCCCCACAAUGCAUAUCUAGACUGGCUUGCCGUUUCCCUUUUCCGCCAAUGGCUCGUGGAUAGUACUACUCCCCCCCCUUCUUCAAUUCUCAAAAACAACUCGCAUUCUAUACACAACAACAACAGCAGCAACCAUUCCAGCCGUGGGCCAGCUGCGUCAACGCCUACGACUCCGUCGGCGCCUAGACCGACAGACCUCCUCCCGUCUUCGGCCACUCCUACCCCGGUCUCCUCGGCCCGGGUCUAUCGGCUCAUUGGCUCCACGUCGACCCAGGCUUACCUCCCACAUGAGGAGCUCAAGAAGUUCUUGAAGGUCCACCCAACCCCGUCUGCCGAAUCUCUGUACACGAGAGAGGUCCUUAAGCGGUUUGAGCGCAAAAUGGACGAAAUCAAACGGCUGGCCCGUGAAAUCGUGAAACCACUAAUGCGCAAUUUCCUCGAAUUAGAUCUGAAAGCCGGCGAAUUCAACGACUCUAUUCCGUAUCUAACGUGCAUCAAAGUUGAAGACGAAGAUAUUCCUUGGGAAUAAAUUUACGACCGAAAUGAAUGAUCGAUACCCUGAACGUUCUGUUCCAUGAUAUUUUGCCCUUUAUUAUGACCUCUGUGAUGACCGCCCAUGAUUUGAUUGACUUUCCCUGACCUACAUUAUUAUAUACUUCCUUUCUUUUCCCAUCUCGGCUUGUUGUUAUUUUCUUCUUCUACACUUACUGCCCCACGACAGUUACGCCAAAAUAAUGAAGUUAUGAAAAUACAGUUGGUUAAACUAUUUACGACCGCCUCGGAUUCUGGUGUACUGUAUUCGAGAAGAUCUUGGUGGUACUCGUCAUAUUUGCAAACAUCUAUUUUUUUUUUUUUUUUUUUU